Molecule: messenger RNA, 5227 nt
Organism: Protopterus annectens (West African lungfish)
Lineage: Eukaryota; Metazoa; Chordata; Ceratodontiformes; Protopteridae
Gene: ATAD5
Product: ATPase family AAA domain containing 5
Cellular component (GO): nucleus
Molecular function (GO): ATP binding; DNA clamp unloader activity; DNA binding
Source: RefSeq, a predicted model, not a curated record
UCAAAGUGCGACGGGUUUGGCGCCAUUUCUGGUUAGAUGGAAGUGUAACUAAAGGCGCUUCUUUUAAAACGUUUAAUGUGGUUAGGAAAUAUUAAUAAAGUUUUGCAAUUUGGAAAUAGGAAUGAGAAUAUUAUUGUCAGGUUCACUAAGAGUGGGGGGAGUUAAAUGUCAACAGUAGUUUGGUUAGGGAACGCAGCGCAUUGUCUGUACAUUUUGUUAACUGUACUCCACUACAGUUUUGUGUAAAUAGUCAACGAUUUCUAAAAUAUUUUUGUUCUGUUUUGAACGUGUCAUUGAGCUUGUCAGAAGACAUGCACGUUGUGUAUCUGUUAUGUGGCUCUUUUCAGUAUUCGCAUUACAGUAGAUGAUACAGGAGACGUUAAAAUGUGGUAUGCUUCCAUGGAAACCUUUUCAUGAAAUGUGGAUUAUUUCGUCUGAAAACUAACCUUGCAAGAAGCAGAGGAAAGAUCUGGAGGAGCUUCCUGGAAAAACAAUUACUAGUUACUUCUCGCCAAUAUCAAAAGUAGUAGAAAAAGUAUUAUCACCCCCAAGAUCCAACAAUAUCCGUGAUUAUUUUACGAAGACCUCUGCAAAUGAGGAACAUGCACUGAGAGAGAAUAAAAGCAGCAGUUUUGAUCUUUCGUGUAUAGGCAGUGAUAAAAAAAUUGAAACAACUUUGAAGUCCAAAACACAGCAGCUGACAAAAGGUAAAAAACAAGACAGAAGAUCAAAUUUCAAAAGGAAAUUAAAUGAAGCCAAAGAGGAGCAGGAGUCUGUGCAGGAUACAGAUGAUGCCACUGUUGACCUUUGUAGGGAAGGAGGACAGUCUAGUUUUUUAGGCAGCGACACUGCUGCACUUCUUGCCCAAAUCUGUUCAGAAGAUCUGAAAGAAAAUGUAGAAGAGCAAGAACCCACUGAUGACUGUUUUGAUGUUUUCAAGACGAGUGUUAAAAGGCCAGGCAGUGUCAACAACACUACAACAAAAAAAGACUCCAGAAAGUCACAUAAGUCUGAAAAUGUCAACACUUCUCAAACUGAUUUUGUUGAGCAUGUAGAAGUGAAAUCCUCUGAAAAAGGCGCUAACAGUAGUACUGCAAGAAAAGGAUUGAAAAAGUCACAGAAGUCUGAAAAAGGCAAAACAUGUCUUAAGGCUUCUAUUGAAGAGAGAAUAGACACCAAAAGUGAUACAGAGACCAAACAAGCUCAAGUUAAGACCAAGAUGGGUCAGAGAACUCCUGUGAUGAUGAACAGUUCAAGGCCAGGCGAGAAUUUCUGAAAAGUGGAUUGCCUGAAUCUUUGAAGAGGCAGAUUACAAAGACUGCUGUGGCAAUGGAAGCUUAUUCUGUGGCAUGUAUGUCCUUCCAACCUGUCACACACGUGCAACAAAAAGACAAUGUAGACUGCAUCAUGUGGAACCUGACAUGGCCGACCUCCUCUGCUCUGCAGUUUCUGAAAGAAGAAAGCAACCAGUUGAAAAACUUCACACUUAGUGGUUCGCUGAGAGAAUUUUGUGUUCUGUAUACAAGACCUCCUGUUAAAGAUCCCUUAGUCAAGUUAUUUGGAUGGAGACCUGAACUUUCAGAGGCUGUGAAAAAUUGUUUAGCACAAGAAAUUCAGUUGGCAAACACAAGCUUUCCUGUUACCAGAAUUCUUCAGCAGCUGUGGAAUCGAAGUGAGCGGAUUGCAGUUCCUGAAAGCAAGUCAGGAUCACAAAGCAUCAUCCUUUCAAGUCCUGUAGCUGCAUCUGAAGAAAAGACCAGCCCUGGCCAGGAGAAUGAGCAACGUACAGAAGCUAAGAGGCAGAACACAAAAAAGCGAAAAAGAGAUCAGGAAGUGGACAUAAUAGAAAAGAAGAAAGCACUUAAUACUAGUGAUGACUCUGUUAUAGUUAUUGAUCCUGAAGAAUCAGAACAUGACAAAAGACGCACAAGACGUAGUAUGAAAGAUCUAAAAUCUGAGGUGCUUGUAAAAGGCAGGCUUAAUCGUUCAUCUAGAAGGAAGAAUGAAGCUGCAAGCAGUUCUUGUCCAGAAGAGACAGAUAAGGAUCGAAAUGUACCACUGAAUGCCACCAGUGUCAAAGCUGUAGAUGACAGGCUGUGUGGAAGUGAAGCACUUGAAAUUACUGAUAAUUCUGCAUAUGAAGAUGUCCUGUGGACAGAAAAGUAUCAACCACUGAACUCUUCUGAACUCGUUGGUAAUGCAACUGCAAUAAAGAAAUUGCACAGCUGGUUAAAGGAAUGGAAGAGGAGAGCAGAGAAGGAACAACAGAAAGAGAAGAAGAAGAUAGAAAAUGACAAAUCAAAAGAUGUUUGGAAUAGUGAUGAUUUUAAAGGCAGCAGCUCUGAAGAUGAAGAUGAGGAAUUUCUUUGCAACACUGUACUUAUAACUGGCCCUACAGGCGUGGGAAAGACUGCUGCAGUAUAUGCUUGUGCAAAAGAGCUUGGAUUUAAGGUGUUUGAAGUUAAUGCUUCAUCACAGCGCAGUGGUCGACAGAUUCUUUCACAACUGAAGGAAGCCACACAGUCUCAUCAGGUUUCUAAAAAAGGGAGUAAUGCACAGAAGCCUUCGGUUUUUAGUAACUUUAGCAGUAGCAAGUCACCAGGAAAAACUAAUUCUCCCAGGAAGGUGACAUCAUCACCGAGGAAACUACCUUCAUCUCCUAGAAGAACAUCCCAGAAAAAAGGGUUAGCCCCUUCAUCUUUGGCCAGUUUUUUCAAAGCAGCUUCCAAGCCUAAAUGUAAAGAUGAUAGUGAUGCUAAAUCUCAAGAAAAACAAACUAAAGAUGAAGCUAAAAAGCCAUUGGAGGUAAAAGCGAACAGUUCGAGACAGAAAGAUACCAAGGCAGCUGCUAAGCCUGAACAUUCAGAAGGAUUGUCCGAAGAGUCCAGCCGCAACUCUGCAACAUCUCUUAUUCUUUUUGAAGAGGUUGAUGUUAUUCUUGAGGAAGAUGCUGGCUUUUUGAGUGCGGUGAAAUCCUUCAUGGCAACAACUAAGAGGCCGGUGGUACUCACUAGUAGUGAUACAACAUUCGGUUUGCUGUUUGAUGCUAACUUUGAGGAAAUAAAGUUCAAAACACCUUCCCAGGUUAAUGUUGCUAGCUAUCUGCAGUUGCUGUGCUUGGCUGAGAACAUAAGGACUGAUGUGAAAGAUUUCUCUACCCUUCUUAGUGUAAAUAACUGUGACAUCAGGCAAAGUGUUCUUUAUCUACAGUUCUGGGCUAGAGGUGGUGGUGGCCAGCAGAUCGAGAAGCCUGUUCCUGCAAUUUCUGCCAAGAGUGAAGAUAACCUGUCUAAUUCUGGAACCGCAUCUGGAGAACUGCAUUCCAAAGAUGUGCCUAAAUGUGAUGUGGGUUGUACUGAGAGUUUUCUUGGCCUUGGAAACUUUAUCCAGCCUUCUGAAGAUGUACUUUCUUUCCUUAAGAGUCACACUACAACUACAGAAGGGUGGAGCAAGUGGCUGCAGUUGUUUACAGCUUUCCAGGAGCGGCAGCUAGAUUUUGCACACAGUAAUCUAGAACUCCUCUUACCUUUACCAGUUUGCAUUGUGCAAGAAACACAGCCUUCUGUAACUGUUUCUGUAUCAGAAAUGGCUUCAGCAUCACUGCAGAAAAGCAGCGAACAUUUAGUAAACUCUAGUCCAAUGAAAAUGUCAGGAAGAAGACGACUGCAUGCGAAGCUAGAAAUAUUAGCAGACAGUGACUUGUUCGAUUCAGACUCUGAUUCAAUGGACAUGGGUCUAUUAUCAAUCCCUGCUUCUGCAGUGCAGAGUAAGGAUGGCAAUGAAGAAAACAGUAGGUCACUGGUAAAACAAGAGCAGGAAAAGACUGUGUUUAAGAACCUUCCAGAAAAGAAACCAAAAACUCCAGCAGAGCAAAAGUGUUCUGCUCUUGUUUAUCAGUCUUUGGACUCUCUCAAUGAAUUUAUAGAUAACCUGUCUUUUUUAGACUGCUUCAUGCACACAAAAGCGGAUAAAGGAAGACAUUGCCAAAGGGAAGAGUAUAAUUGGACAGGUGCAGAAAUGAAGGAUGGACUUUGGGAUGAAAGUAAUAUAGAAGAGCAUGACUGGAAGAUCACUGACAUAUGGAGAGAAGUGAGGGCAGCAGUGGAAGCACUGAGUCUUCGCAAAUGCCAGUCGUGCAUUUCACAUUCUAUGGAAACGUCACUGAGUGCAUGCCAGGCCCUUGGGAAAGACCCCACAGAAGAACUAACACUGCAUAUUCCCAGAUACACAAAUUCUGCACUGUUUAGUGGGAUGGUGACUUGCAACUCUAGCAUGGCACAGAAACGGGUGGAGAUAAUGAAGAAUGUAUUUUGUCACAGAACGCAUUCGGGCAUAUGGAACAUGCAAGCUGCUGCAGCGGAGUUCCUUCCUGUUCUUCGUAAUAUCUGUAGAUCUCAACAGUUCAAAGAGAAAGGGAAGAUUAAGAGAAGGUUUUUGCACUACUUGGAAGGAAUUCAUCUUCAGUUGCCAAAAACUACAAUGGAUGCACUUGCAGCAGAUUUUCCUUAAUACUUGUUUUCUGCAUAUCUGAAGUAAACUGUAAAUAUGUAUGGUUUUUAAGUGGCUUUGUAUAUUAUCUCUGGCAUUUUUCAUUUAAGAUAUUGUUUCUGUUAGCAAUAUCCAGUUGUAUGCUUUGAAAAAAAGCUGUGUGGAUAAUGUGUAUCCUUUGUAUAUUGAAAUUUCAUUUUUAUAAAUAAUAAGUCAAAGUUGUAAAUAAUUCUAUUUUAAAAGCAAAGUGAAAUGUAUUGGCAAACCUCAUUUUACUGAGAGAAAAGUAAAAUGAAAUAAUAAAGCUGCAGUGGAAUUUUGUGAAAUGUAUAUUGUGAUGCAGAUGAAACUGACAACCCUGUACUAGUACAUAAUUCACAAUUUAGUCUCAUUCCUUUUAUUAAUGUCUGAUUUAAAGUACACAUGUAAUUGUCAUCAUCCAUGGAGUGAAAAAUGGCUUUUACCUGAUUUUUUACCAUUUAACCCUUCUUCUUACUGUGUAUUGGUUCUAAGUAUUGUUGUCAGUUUUUUCACAUCUGACUGAUUGUAUAUUGUCUACUCCUCAAUUUGUAUAUGUCAUUGUAUGUGUUCUCAUUUGUACAUCUCAUUUUAUAAAGACUUUUAACUAGAAUUGGAUUGUGUACGAAUUAAUUUUUCUUAAUUUUAAAUGAAAUAAAUUAGUCUAUCUUGUACUGUAGCAAGCCUGCAGUAUGCAUUAAAUCUGGAAGUGCACAAACAC